ACAAACACGGUCAUAUUAACGUGACAUUAAAAUUCUUAAUUUCUUUUGUUUUGAAAGCAGCGGCGAAUUUUCAGGGUGACCUGUAUCUAAUAUUUCGUCCCAUUAGAUAUGCAUAUGCCAUCAUUAAUUAUUAUACCGUGACCGUAUUAUAUCUCACUCCCAGCGAGGUCGAAUAAAGUAAUUAAAGCCGUUUUAGUCAUGCAUGCCACUUAAAGCAUACUGAUGUUUAAAUCACAGAAAUACAGAAAGCGCAAGGGAUAGGGGCUCGGGGACCGGCCAUUUGUGCAAAGCCGCGUCCCUUUCAGGAGGCUGCGCUCUUGACGCAUUUACGGCAAGGAAGACGGCAGCGACCAGCCGAGCCGAGAGCCGGACUGACGGCGAGAUGCGGGGCGGUGCUCGCUGCUUGCUGGGGCCGUGACUCCCGGAGAAAUUCUCAUCAUCAUGCCGGGAAAUCAUGCCUCACAGCACGCAUAAGAUCAAGCCCGUUUGAUAGUGUGUGCUUUUCUUUUUCUUUGCCAUUCCCACGUAACGAUCCCGGUCAUGGGGCUGUGCUACAGCCUGCGUCCGCGCCUCUUCGGGGAGCCGAGCACCUCCGGGACGGAUUCGGAGCAGCCGGCCGCCUGCUGCCCGAGGGAGCCCCAUUGCGGAGGCGCUGGCGCAGACGGACUGCUGCUGCUGCAAAACGGUGCCGGCAGAGGAGAGCAGGGCGGCCGGCGGCCACAAGCGGCGCGCAAGCGGAGGGACGGGGACAGGCAUCAGCCGGAGGAGAAGGAGGAGAAAGAGGCCGAAAAGGAGGCAAAGAAAAUCAGCAAAAAUAUCGACAAGGCCCUUAAGGAGCUGCGACGGGAAUACGAGCAAACCCACCGGCUGCUGCUCCUCGGCGCCGGAGAAUCCGGAAAGAGCACCAUUGUCAAGCAGAUGCGGAUCCUGCACGUCAAUGGUUUCAAUGCAGAUUCCCUAAUCUCAGGCACAGGGGAAAAGAAACAGAAAAUCCAGGACAUUCGGAAGAAUGUGAAGGAUGCCAUAGUGACUAUAGUAUCAGCGAUGAGCACUUUAAUACCCCCAGUUCCACUGGCCAACCAAGGAAACCAGUUCAGAGUUGACUACAUCAGAAGUAUAGCUCGCCAUUCUGACUUCGACUACACCCAGGAGUUCUUUGACCAUGCGAAGAAGCUGUGGGAAGACGAGGGGGUGAAGGCCUGCUUUGAGCGCUGCAAUGAGUACCAGCUCAUCGACUGUGCACAAUACUUUCUUGACAGAAUUGAUUCUGUGAGACAGAACGACUAUACACCGACAGACCAGGACUUGCUUCGCUGCAGAGUUUUGACUUCAGGGAUUUUUGAAACAAAAUUUCAAGUAGACAAAGUAAAUUUUCAUAUGUUUGAUGUAGGUGGCCAGAGAGAUGAAAGAAGAAAAUGGAUUCAGUGCUUUAAUGACGUUACUGCUAUUAUCUUUGUUGUUGCGAGCAGCAGUUACAACAUGGUAAUCAGGGAAGACAACAGCACCAACCGGCUGCGGGAGGCUCUGGAUCUUUUCCGAAGCAUCUGGAAUAACAGGUGGUUACGGAACAUUUCGGUCAUCCUAUUCCUGAAUAAACAAGACAUGCUGGCGGAGAAGGUAUUAGCAGGAAAAUCACAAAUUGAAGACUAUUUUCCUGAGUAUGCUCGUUAUACGAUGCAAAAUGAAGGAACUCCUCAGCCUGGGGAAGACCCAAGAGUGACCAGAGCCAAGUGCUUCAUUCGAGAUGAAUUCCUUAGGAUCAGCAUGCCCAGUGGAGAUCGCAAGCGCUACUGCUACCCGCACUUCACCUGCGCUGUUGACACAGAGAACAUCCGACGUGUUUUUAACGACUGCCGGGACAUCAUCCAAAGAAUGCAUCUUCGGCAUUAUGAGCUCUUAUGAUGGACGGACGCACCUGUUCGUGUGAGGACAGUGAGCGCCACUUGACGCUGUGAAAUUUGUCAUUUUUCCCACAAUGCCAUUAGAACCCCAUGUCAUUCUUGCAGUCAGGAAUGCGCGGGAGUGCAUUCUUCCUUCAUACUCCAGCUUUUGUGUCAUUCCAGUCAGUCUCUGACUACCUCUCUUUCUGUUAUUUUCGGUGUCACGCCUGGACCAUCUAAUAUUGCCUGCAGGUGGGAGAGAGAUGGCAUUUUCCCAGGGUACAGGAGUACCGACUUUGUGACUCACCCCUGUGAUGUGCGGGGCCUCUGCAUUGACGGCAGAGGACGGGGUGGUCCCUCUGUGCCACAGAGGAGGAGUACAGGUCGUGUAGCUUCAGGAUAUUGAUUAUAUCGUCAUACAAGUUGUGGAUCAACCUUCUACUUUUUGUCGUGAUGUGGCACAGGAGCAAAGGAGGUGGAAGUGAACAUUCUGGGGCAGCUCCAGUGUCAGAGCUGUGCCAGCUCCAUCAUCAUACUGGCCUACAUCCUCUUGGACCAUUAUCUUAUAUAGAGCUGUGUGUAUAUAUGUAUAUGUAUGUAUGUAUAUAUGUAUGUGUAUAUAUGUGUACAUACGUCUGUAUGAAUGUAUGUGUGUGUAUAUAUUCACUUAGAUAUGCACACACACCCAUACAUAUAUGUAAAAUAUUUUGUUUGACCUUGUAAUGGUGUACAAGGUUUAUUAUCUUGUAUACACUGUAAAAUGUAAUAUUAUUUUGUACAACGCUAUUGAAAAAACUACUUGUAGAAGAUCUUUGUGCCUUGAUUAUGGCUGUACCUGUAAAAUUAACUCAGAUGUAAGUAUGUUUUUGACUGCACUGUACAGCUUGAUGUCAACUUUAUCAUAAGGAGAAAUUGUGGGGGGGGGGGGCUUUCUCUGUAGACUUUAGUUUUUUCUGGUUUAUAAAAAAGGACAUGCUGUUUAGUAAAAAAAAUAAAAUAGGAAAAAAUUCCUGUA
Paramormyrops kingsleyae is the source of this 2895-nucleotide messenger RNA. Its product is annotated as guanine nucleotide-binding protein G(olf) subunit alpha-like. Gene Ontology annotation, biological process: adenylate cyclase-activating dopamine receptor signaling pathway; sensory perception of chemical stimulus. Gene Ontology annotation, molecular function: G protein-coupled receptor binding; GTPase activity; GTP binding. The record is from RefSeq and is a predicted model, not a curated record. Gene Ontology annotation, cellular component: cytoplasm; heterotrimeric G-protein complex. Lineage: Eukaryota; Metazoa; Chordata; Actinopteri; Osteoglossiformes; Mormyridae.